Lentinula edodes (shiitake mushroom) is the source of this 1063-nucleotide messenger RNA. RefSeq lists its product as uncharacterized. The record is from RefSeq and is a predicted model, not a curated record. The coding region runs from base 29 to 886 and encodes 285 amino acids. The transcript is spliced from 3 exons. NCBI's taxonomy places the organism in Eukaryota, Fungi, Basidiomycota, Agaricomycetes, Agaricales, Omphalotaceae.
GCUUCCUAACUUUCUUGUUCUCCUUCCCAUGCUUUCUAUCUCCUCGCGUUCAGCCCUUUCUCGAUCACCAACAUUCUUCUCCACUUGGCGCCGUCUGUCUUCAACGCAACCAACAUUUUCUCCCUCUCAUGACACUCUUCCUCCUCAAACCACCCGUCCCCUGGACCUCUCUAUAGGUCAAAUACCCUUCACUUCUAUCUCCGACCUCCGCGUAAACGAUUCGCACCCACCCAUAAACCUUCUUCCGAGAUUCGAUUUGGGGUUACUGCCGUCUCCUUCUGGAUACAUAUAUUACCACACCCCAUCGGGACGUCCAUCCAUCUGCUCUGAGCUGCGUUUUAGGACCAUAGACGAGGAGAAUGGUGAAACUCGGGAUUGGAUAAUGCCCAACAAAAUCCCUUGGUCUCUUCCCCUCUACCGAAUCGUCAAAAACCCUGUCCUCUCACCUCUAAGAGACCUUCUAGUCCAGGACGGGAUCCUCACGUCGACGUUCAUCGAGCAUUGCAAUCGUGUGUUACCAGAAGACUUUGCCACGGUCGCUCCGAAUCGUGUGAUAUAUGGUCUCCGACAAUCUUUUCCCAUACAUGUGUGUCGGAAUAAGACUACGCUGUGGAUUGUUGGGGAGGAGAAGGUUUUAGAUCUAAAUAUUGGGUCAGCGUGGUUAGGGUAUCCUCAUACGAGGCAGAAGAAUCAUAGAGGUACCGCAAUGGCGGAACUUGAUUAUCUCAGCGGCCGGGGAUACAUCCUACGAGUAGUAAAGGAACCACCCCUAGCUUCUCCGCAUAAUCAAAGAAGCAUACAAGUAGGACGAUACAGAGGACUUCAGUGUUAUAGUCUUACGGCUCCGGAUUAUCUUCCUGUUUUAGAGGAAUUGGUCGGGCGGUAGAUGUUCCUUAUAGCUCGAAGAUCAAUGUUGUCACCUAUCAUGAACAGCUAUAGACACUAAUUACGCGCGAAAAUUUCAGACGUUGUACAUUAUAUAUGUUGUUUAGGGACUCGAAUUGCUCGAGAAUCUGGCGUGCGCACGAGCGCUUAUUAAGAAUAUAGGCGCCUAUGCAGUCCG